AUGGACGUUGAAUACUGGCCAUUAGCCGUCUACUACCUGGGGUUCCCCUCCACCAAUAACGACAGAGCUCAUCUUCAAGAUUGGGCAUUGAGCACUGCCGAUUUGGCCGCUUUCACUUGCUCCACCGGCUUCUUGGAAUUGAUCACAUACACCGGGCUGAAAAGCCGUUGGAAGAAGGCGGAAUCUCAUCUCGAACCGCAACACCCCUCCCCACCUGAGCUUUGGAUACUUGGGGUUCACCGUGCCCGAUGUGCCGAGCAUUCUGGCCAGACUGAAGCUGCCAGAGCCCCUGUUGUCAAGGACUUGGAUUUUAAUGGUCGCGCCAGUGUCCCGUUGACAGAGUGGGAGAAGGAACGUGGCUUCGGUGCUGAAGAAAUGGUGGAGAGCUACAAGGAGACCAUUAAGCAUGUUGCCAUGGUUUUGAUCCGGUAA
Colletotrichum gloeosporioides is the source of this 432-nucleotide messenger RNA. RefSeq lists its product as uncharacterized. The record is from RefSeq and is a predicted model, not a curated record. The transcript has a single exon. Bases 1 to 432 code for a protein of 143 amino acids. NCBI's taxonomy places the organism in Eukaryota, Fungi, Ascomycota, Sordariomycetes, Glomerellales, Glomerellaceae.